AUGACUACAAAUUCACACACGGCAUCAUCUUCAAAACAACAAAACAUAACACAAUCAACAGAAAUAGAUCCAUUAUUACCUUCAAAUAAUAAACAAGACAUAGACCACUCAUCAGAUCCCAGAAUAUAUCCACCAAAUUCUCCAAUUUUAGCAAAAGAUCAAGCUAUAGCAAAUUUAGAAACUGCGGCAAAUGAUGUUUAUGAAGCAAUAAUAGAAAAUGAUGAAGAAUAUGAUGAAGAUCAACAUAAUGAAGAUGUUAUAUGGUUAAGAGAACAACGAUUAUUAAACAAGAGUAUUCAUUGGUUGAAAAGACCAAGUGUGCUUAUGGUUUCAUCAAUAACUUUUUUAUUAGCUUUCGCUUCUUCAAGUGCUGAAUCAACAAGACAAAUUAUAACUUUAAAAUUAGCUUGUAAUGCAUUGGGUACCAAUAAAUGUACCAAGGAUUCUGCUCAAGUUUUAAUGUCUGAUUUACAAUUGGGGUAUACAAUAACUGGUGCAAUUAUAAUGUUGAUAUCUUCAGGUAAAGUAGCACCAUUAAGUGAUUUAUAUGGUCGAAGAAUAUUUAUAAUUGCAACUUUAAGUUGUUUCUUUUUGGGGAAAUGUGGUAAAUUUUUAUUGAUGUAUAAUUUUGAUACUUUACAAUUUUAUCCAAUGAUUGGUACCGAAGUAUUAACUAAUUUAUGUGGUGGGUUAAUGGCCAUAAUAGCAUUAAGUAAUUGUUAUAUAUCUGAUUGUGUUGAACCACAUCAAAGAAUAUAUUCUUUAGGGAUAAGUAUAGCUGCAAUGUUUGUUGGGUUAAGUAUUGGUCCUUUGGUGGGCAAUCUUGUUAUUUCUUUAACUACAAAAUAUGCUUCAAAUAUUGAUAUUCCAAGUACUGAAUUUAUACCUUUAAAAAUUGAACUUGUUAUAAUUUUUGUUGAUGUUUUAUUAGCAUUAUUUAUAUUACCUGAAUCUAGAUCUGAAAAGGCAAGAAAAAAAUCAAGAUCUUUAUCUAGAUCAUCAAGCCAAAUUAAUUUACAAAUUCAGCAACAACAAGAAGAAAAACCACUGAAGAUUUCCACAUUUAUAAAUCAAAUCAAUUUUUUAAAACCAGUAAAAUUAUUAUAUUUACCAAGAGAUUUAGUAAAUGAACAAAAUAGACAUCGUAUAAAUAGAGAUAGAUUUGCUAUAUUUGUUUUAGUUUUCAUUGAUUGUACAUUAACUACAUUAGCUAUGUCAUUUGGAGAGAUUUAUAUGUUAUAUGGAAUAUAUAAUUAUAAUUGGAAUCAAAGUAACAUUGGACAAUUAUUAGCUAUUGCUUGUGCAAGUAAAGCCAUAGUAUUAAUUAUAUUAUCACCAAUGAUAAAUCACAAGAUAUUCCAACAUGGAUUUGGAUUUAAAGUAUUUAAGAAACAAAUAGAUAUGGUUGAUUUUUCAAUGUGUUUAUUAGGUUUAUGUUGUGAAGUUAUAGGAUUCUUUGGGUAUAGUAUUGCACCAACAACUUUUAUUUUCUUUGUUUUCACUAUAUUUUGUGGAUUUGGUACAUUAAUUAGUCCAGCAGUGAAUUCAUCAAUAGUAAAAUUUUAUCCAGAAUCAAAAAUUGGUGAAUUAUUUGGUGCUUUGUCGUUGGUUAAAAACUUAUUUGCCUUAGUAUCUCCCAUAUUUUAUUUAUCAAUUUAUAAAUACUCAGUAAGUACUUUGCAUAAACCUGGUUUAGUGUUUGUUGUUGCUGGUACUGUAUUGUUCAUUUGUACUUUGAUGUUAAUUACAGUGAAACAUGUUUUAAAAUUGGAUAAAAACACUCAGGCUUUUGUACCAUUAUCAAGAAGUAAUUCAUUUGUUGGGAUAGAUCAACAAUCAAUGUCUUCACCAAAACCUGAUCAACAUAGAGGUAGUUUUAGUGAUUUACACAAGAAAAGUAGUUUUCUUCAAAAAGAAAGAACUGGGUCAGUAAGUGGAUGA
Lodderomyces jiufengensis is the source of this 1941-nucleotide messenger RNA. RefSeq lists its product as uncharacterized. Gene Ontology annotation, molecular function: transmembrane transporter activity. NCBI's taxonomy places the organism in Eukaryota, Fungi, Ascomycota, Pichiomycetes, Serinales, Debaryomycetaceae. Gene Ontology annotation, biological process: transmembrane transport. The record is from RefSeq and is a predicted model, not a curated record. The transcript has a single exon. The coding region runs from base 1 to 1941 and encodes 646 amino acids. Gene Ontology annotation, cellular component: membrane.